AUGCCACAGUUAGCCAGGACGGAGUCCGGGAAAAAGUCUGGACUUGCCAGAGAGCUCAUCCUAUUUGUGGUAUUUCUUACCUUAUACCUUUUAACCUUGGCUGGCAAUGUCAUCAUUGUGACAAUUAUCAGUAUUGAUCACCACCUUCACACACCCAUGUACUUUUUUUUUACUAUGCUUUCCACUUCAGAGACCUCGUACACAUUGGUCAGUACUCAGAUGUUCUCCAGCCUUGUAAGCCUGAGCCAACACAUCUCCUUGGCUGGCUGUGCCACCCAGAUGUUCUUUUUUAUCACUUUGGCCAUCAACAAGUGCUUUCUACUCACAGCAAUGGGAUAUGACUGCUAUGUGGCCAUCUGCAACCCCUUGAGGUACACAGUCAUCAUGAACAAGAGGGCGUGUGCCCAGCUGGUAUGGGGGCCCUGCAGCAUUGGGCUACUUGUGGCCACAAUUCAGACUUCCUCUGUGUUCAGGCUGCCCUUUUGUGACAGAGAGACGGCCCAUUAUUUUUGUUACAUCCGCCCAGUUAUGAAACUCUCCUAUGCUGACACCACUAUACGUGACAUAAUUAAUUUCCUUGUCAGCUCACUCAUUAUUGUGGUGCCCAUGGUUUUGGUCUUCAUCUCCUAUGUCCUCAUCAUCUCUACCAUCCUCAAGAUCACCUCUGCUGAGGGCUGGAAGAAGGCUUGUACCAUUUGCACCUCCCACCUCACUGUGGUCAUUCUCCACUACGGCUGUGCCUCCACUCCCUACCCCAAGCCCAAGUCAGAGAUCAUGAGGGAUCAGGACCAGCUGAUUUCAAUGACUUACACCGUUUUUACUCCUCUCCUUAAUCCUGUGGUGUAUACUCUAAGGAACAAAGAGGUCAAGGAUGCCCUUCACCGUGCUGUUGGCAAAAACCUCUUGCCUAGGAUCUUUGGUAGCUUGAUAUAUACCCUAUCAUACUGUGGGUAUUUUUGUAAUCACAAGAAAAAUUGA
Balaenoptera ricei (Rice's whale) is the source of this 978-nucleotide messenger RNA. Its product is annotated as olfactory receptor 10J1-like. NCBI's taxonomy places the organism in Eukaryota, Metazoa, Chordata, Mammalia, Artiodactyla, Balaenopteridae. Gene Ontology annotation, biological process: G protein-coupled receptor signaling pathway. Gene Ontology annotation, molecular function: G protein-coupled receptor activity; olfactory receptor activity. The record is from RefSeq and is a predicted model, not a curated record. Gene Ontology annotation, cellular component: membrane.